Canis lupus familiaris (dog) is the source of this 1931-nucleotide messenger RNA. RefSeq names its product DNA polymerase epsilon 3, accessory subunit (gene POLE3). The transcript has 4 exons. Gene Ontology annotation, molecular function: protein heterodimerization activity; chromatin DNA binding. NCBI's taxonomy places the organism in Eukaryota, Metazoa, Chordata, Mammalia, Carnivora, Canidae. Gene Ontology annotation, cellular component: CHRAC; epsilon DNA polymerase complex. The record is from RefSeq and is a predicted model, not a curated record. The coding region runs from base 103 to 546 and encodes 147 amino acids. Gene Ontology annotation, biological process: DNA damage response; heterochromatin formation; leading strand elongation.
GGAAGCCUCCUUGGGUCAGCGCGCGGCGACGCGGGAAGUCCGGACGCCGGAGCGGCCUGGAGGAGAGGCUCGAGGCGGAGGCGGGCCGCGGCGCCGGCGGCCAUGGCGGAGAGGCCCGAGGACCUAAACCUGCCCAAUGCUGUCAUCACCAGGAUCAUCAAGGAAGCGCUCCCGGACGGUGUCAACAUCUCCAAGGAGGCCCGCAGCGCCAUCUCCCGCGCCGCUAGCGUCUUCGUGCUGUACGCCACUUCCUGUGCCAACAACUUCGCGAUGAAGGGAAAACGCAAGACGUUGAACGCCAGUGACGUGCUCUCAGCCAUGGAGGAGAUGGAGUUCCAGCGGUUCGUCACCCCCCUGAAAGAAGCUCUGGAAGCGUACAGGAGAGAGCAGAAAGGCAAGAAGGAAGCUUCCGAGCAGAAGAAGAAGGACAAAGACAAAAAAACCGAUGCAGAGGAGCAAGACAAGGGCAGAGAUGAGGACAACGAUGAAGACGAAGAAAGGCUGGAAGAAGAAGAACAGAACGAAGAGGAGGAAGUAGACAACUAGUGGGACGGGAAGACGUUGGCACCUUGGCAGGUACCGCCCUGAAACGUGGUGCGGUCCUGAGAGGCUCUUUCCCUGCUGGGGAGAGUGGGCCUCGCCAGAAGAGCCUGAGAAGAUCAAAAUAAAAACUGACUAAAAUGACCAAAACCAGCGCUUCCGUCAGAGCAUCUGAAUAGCAGAGUCCCAUUUUGCUAAGUCAGUUCUGAAGGUAAUGACUUUUUGACGAGAGGGAUUCUGAGCGGCUAAAUUUAAUUAGUCGAUUUGAUCUCUUAUUACUUAUAUAUGUGGUCUGGCAGUUUUUUGGUCCCCAUCCAUCACCACCACCACCACCACCCCCAAAAAAAAAAAGUAAUAAUGAUUUCCAUGCUGCCUGCUGUGUUCCAGGUCACAGAGGCAGUCAAAGCUCAGGAAAAAUUGGGGCUUUUGAGCAUGGUUGGUCUGUUUUGAUUGUAUAGGAUUUGGCAGUACUAGCUUGUUAUAAGUGGUUGGGAUGGUUUAGCUUUAGGAAACUACUAAAAGGUUAUGGGGGGGAAAUGAAAUCUGUUGUCUUUUCACUUGGCGUUAACAUUGAUUGAAUUUUUAUUUCUCCAGACCCACUUGGCGUGGAGCUCCUCUAUGUUGCCUGGUAGGCAUUUGACCUGCUGGGGUGCUGUCCUCUGGGUGCAUAUGCUUCUAAAUCAUUAGUGUAAAGUGGAACUCGUCAAGCACGUGUGCCAAUAUCUUACCCCCCCCUCCAAAAAAAACCAGACGGUUUAGUCUCAGAUGCACCUCAUUGCCUGCCACUCUAUGGCUUUAGGAUUUAUGGUCACCUCCUGGAAGGUAUAAAACCCCAGGCUUUUUCUUCUCAUAGUCCAUUUCCCAGGCUUGUGACUUUUGUUUUUCAUUCUUUAAUUCAUGACGAAUUCCAAACUUUAUUUCUUUUAGGCACAACUUUCUCCCUCUUGCGUCUCCCUUCCCUGUCUCCCUUCUGCCUCUCCUCUGUUCCCCAUUCCCACUUUCUUCCUCCUUUUGUCACAUCUCCCAACCCAGGAUCUUUGAUAACCUGCUUAAUGUCCCAAAGUGCAGAAAUCUGAUGGUGCUCAGGAAUCUAAUCCCUACUGCAAAAAAAUCCAUCCCCUUUAACUGCUUCUAAAGUAAUUCUGUCGACCUUUCUCAGAGUUGUUUUUUUGUUGUUGUUGUUUUUUUCUCUUGAUAUUUGGUGCUCCAAGCACUUUUUUGUUUGUCUCUAAGUUGAGCGCUUGGAGGUUGACAGAUAGUCAAAUGUAUGUAGUUUGACACUGUUAAUUUGUUUAAUGAAUAUAGUCAAGAGUUUGUUGACAAAUAAAUGAAGAAUGUUGAGGAAAAUUAUAAUGCUUUGUACAAAUAAAGAACAUUCUUGUUAACAGUGA